GAAUUCCCAUUCAAAUUGAAUGUACUGUUUGUUUGGCCAUUGAAUUACAUUUUUUUUUGUUGAAAAAAAAGUGAAUCAACUGUUUGUCUCAAAUUGUUUUCAAAGACAAAAUCGGUGAUUGAUUUUUUUGUUUUGGACCAACAGUUUCGGGUGAUUAUUGUACGGACAUAUCAACUGAUGGACAAUAAUAAUAAUAAUAAUAAUAACGACGACAACAACAAUCAGCAGCCAAUAAUGGAUCAGUUUAGCAACAAAUACGAUAUAUUGAGUCUCUUUGAACAACGAUUGAUUCAGACCAUCGAUGAGAUCAAAUUGCAGAGCACAAGAAUCAAAGACUUGGAGAACGAACUGAAUCGGACUAUCGAUGACAGACAUCGAUGGCAACAGCUCUACGAACAAGAGUUGGACACCAAUAGAGUGUUAAUCGAUUCAUUAGAUAAAAAACAGAUGGAAUCGAAGAUUGCCGUCGAAAUGCAGACCAUCGAGUGUAGGGAAGCAAAGAAUCUAGCGUUGAGUCAGUUGGCGAUUAAAGACAAACAGAUUGUCGAUUUGAAACAGACAUUAACCGAAACCAACCGCAAGUGUCAUCAAUUGCAACAAUUGGUCGAUCAAAAGUCUAACGAAUUGCAGAAACAAUCGAUGUCUAAGUCGGCCAUUGAAUGCGAUAUAAGACAAGUACGGACCAAAUACGAUGCCAUCCAUACUGAGCUCAAGACUGUGGUCGAGGCUCACAAUCAGAUCAAAUACAUGAUCGCGUCAACGGAUAAGGCUAUUAGUGGACUUAGAAAGCAAUUAAACGAUAAAAAUGAAGAGAUAGUUGUCAUUCGUAAAGAUCGACAAUCGAUUGAAAGCCAAUUGAGUGAAAUGAGUGCAAAGACAGAGACGAAUUGCCAGCUAUUGAAUGAAAAAGACUUGCAUUUGCUUCGUGUGACACAAACUAAUGAAUUGCUCAAACAGGAGAUAAACGAUUUGAGAGAUCAAUUGAAACAAUCGAUGAUUCAAAACGAAAGUCUAACCAAAACGUUGACAGAAUUUACCGAUAAGUCAUUUGAUUUGAUGAAAAAUAAUAAUAAUAAGACUAAUACUAAUAAUAGUAGUGAAGUCGAGACCACUGUUGAUAACAAGCCUACUGUCAAACAACAACAACAACAACAAACAGCUGUUGUGAUGGACACUAAUAAUUAUGAUGAAGGAGUAGUCGAUGAUGAAGUAAUUGAAGGGAUUCGAGAUAAUAUUUACAACCAUUUUAGUCAAACUAUUCAGACAAUUAAUAUUGAAUAA
Molecule: messenger RNA, 1281 nt
Organism: Oppia nitens
Lineage: Eukaryota; Metazoa; Arthropoda; Arachnida; Sarcoptiformes; Oppiidae
Product: protein hook homolog
Exons: 4
Coding region: 178-1281 (367 amino acids)
Source: RefSeq, a predicted model, not a curated record